AUGGACUUCAAAACUACCCAGGAACGGAUUACCAAAGCGCUCAUUGCAACCACGCGCGCUGCAACGCGUAUCAACGGUGCCGACGUACCUUUCCAGCGCUCGCUAAAUCCUGCGGCGGGUGUAUCCCUUGACGGCCAAAAUGCGCGGCUUCUCCAGCUCGCGCGACGCCUUCUGGAAAAUGCUGCAGCGGGCUCGGACGCUGUAGGUCCCGAUCUACCCAAUGUCGAAGCCCUCGACGAGGACGACAAGUGGAGGGGGUUUGUUGAUGUCAUCGAUAGCUUGCUGGAGAAGGCUGACACCAGCCUGGACGAAUACUCAGGCGUUGUGAAGCGCAUGAGCCCCGGCGCGGAACAGGCCGCCGCUGCUGCCGCUGUUAAGCCUCGUCCGAACAUCGCCGCUGCGCCGGGAAAACAUUUGCCAAAACCGCAGGUCCUGUUCGAAUAUGUGCCCAAGAACAACGAAAUGGGCGGCUUCCGACCAUUGCUCACUUCGAAACCACAUGCAAAGGUCCCCUUGGAAUACUGCCUGCAAACUUUCAAGGACAGCCGGAACCGGGAACAGUAUCCACACCCUUACCAAACCGAGAUCGAAACCUACGAGUACCCCGAUUCCAUGUAUCAGCGCAUCGGACCGAAGCCUUACAAGCCUUUUGAGAGCACCACCGCAACCUUUGUCGAUACCCCAGAAGCACUGGCAAUUAUGUUGUCUGAGCUCAAGACAGCCAAAGAAAUAGCUGUCGACCUGGAACACCACGACAAUCGGUCGUAUAUCGGCAUGGUCUCGCUCAUGCAGAUUAGCACACGCGAUAAAGACUGGAUCGUUGAUACGCUCAAGCCUUGGAGGCGCCAACUGGAGUGCUUAAAUGAAAUCUUUGCGGAUCCUGACAUCAUCAAGGUCCUACAUGGAGCUUACAUGGACGUUGUCUGGCUUCAGCGAGAUCUAGGCCUGUAUAUUGUUGGACUCUUCGACACGCACCAUGCCGCUCGCUCGUUGGGGUAUCCGGGAGGGAGUCUUGCAUAUCUUCUCGAACGAUUCAUCAAGUUCCAAGCACAAAAACAAUAUCAAUUAGCGGACUGGCGAAUACGACCAUUGAGCAAGGAGCUCUUCGAGUACGCCCGAGCCGACACACACUUCCUUCUAUACAUAUUCGACAACAUGCGCAAUGAGCUCGUCGAGAAGUCCGAUUUCUCGAACUCCAAAACGAACAAGGUGCUAGAAGUUCUGACCAAAUCGAAGGACACGGCGUUACAACGAUACGAGCACCCCAUUUACGAUUCCGAGCUUGGACUAGGGUCGACAGGCUGGUAUAGACUUGUUUCAAGGACACCCGUACAAUUCACGCCUCAGCAGUUCGCCGUUUUCAAAGCCGUACACAAGUGGAGAGACGACGUGGCUCGAGAGGAAGACGACAGUCCCAUCUUCGUCAUGCCGAACCAUGCUUUAUUCUCGAUUGCAAGAGAUAUGCCGAAGGAUAAGGCAGCGUUGUUUACUGUCGUGGUCCAUGUCUCGCCUACACUUCGCAACCGAGCGGAAGAGCUGGUCAAAAUCAUUCAGGAGGCGAAGGCUGAUGGAUUGAAUGGCCCCGAUCUUUACGUGACGUUACAGAGGAUCGAGAACCUCCGAGAAGCGGAUCGAAAGGACCGAACCCGGACUCGGAUUCAGACUCACGCUCAGUCGACUCCUGCUCCACUGGUCGUUGCUCCUCCAGCCCCGGCUGUAGUCAUACAAGAAUCUGCCGUACCCAUCCAACUCGACACUUCAGCACUGCGUGCGAAUGCCUCACAGUUUUGGGGUCUCUUAACCAAAAAGCACACUACGCCACCGAAGUCUGCGCCUCUACCGGAUAUCUCCUUUGCACUCCCACUACCACCUCUCACCGCAGACGUCUUCGCCGACUCCAACGACACCACCAACUCGCCCGCCCCCGUUCAAGAACCCCCCAAAUUCGUCGCAAAGGAAGACCGCCCCGCCGAGGACGCCCGCACUGACAUCUUCGUCGUCAAGCAACUCGGCGGACGCAAACGCAAAGCCGAAGCCCUUGAAGCCGCCACAUCAUCCAAAUCCGACCCCAUGCUUGACGACGAGAUCAUGCUGGAAGAAAGUGACGAGACAAUCCGGCGCCGCGAAAAGGCCACGCGCAAGGAAGUCCGGAGGGCGGAGAAAGAAGCUAAGCGCGCAGCGAAGCAAGCCGCCCGGGACGCCGCGCUCAACGACGAUGACGAGCCUACUUUCGACUAUGCGAAUGCGCCUAGCGUGCUGCAUGCGAAUACGCCGAGUGGGGACAAGAAGAAAGAUAGGAAGGGCAAGAAGGAAAAGAAGAAGGCGGCGAAUUUCAAUCCGUAUGCGAAAUUGGCGGAUGUGCCGAAGGGGCUGCCGCCCAAGCAGAGGGAGAGUGCAGGACGGAGCAAGACGUUUGGGUCCUGA
Molecule: messenger RNA, 2424 nt
Organism: Didymosphaeria variabile
Lineage: Eukaryota; Fungi; Ascomycota; Dothideomycetes; Pleosporales; Didymosphaeriaceae
Gene: RRP6
Product: exosome nuclease subunit
Exons: 3
Coding region: 1-2424 (807 amino acids)
Biological process (GO): exonucleolytic trimming to generate mature 3'-end of 5.8S rRNA from tricistronic rRNA transcript (SSU-rRNA, 5.8S rRNA, LSU-rRNA); nuclear polyadenylation-dependent CUT catabolic process; nuclear polyadenylation-dependent rRNA catabolic process
Cellular component (GO): nuclear exosome (RNase complex); nucleolus
Molecular function (GO): nucleotide binding; nucleic acid binding; 3'-5'-RNA exonuclease activity
Source: RefSeq, a predicted model, not a curated record